GGUACUUUGGAAGAACCAGCUGCUAAGAAACUAAAAUCGGAAGAGAUUGCUCAAACAAAAGUGCGAAAGGAUUGAAUCUUCAUUUGGUGAUUUUUGUUCUAAAUGGGCAUUUUGCAUAGACAUCGUCAUAAAAUGAGAUCAACCAAAAUAACUGGUAUUUCUUGGUAUUAUUUUUAACUUCACAUUUUCAACAUCCUUGCAGAAAUGUUCAUAAUGCCUUUAUGAAUAUAUAAGUUUUAGCAUUAUGUCAACAUUUCUAAUGUGGAAUUUAUUUUAUAAAGGUGUAAUUAUUUCUUUCAAAUAGACAGAGGUAUUCAUUUCUUUUUCUUUCUUUCUUUUAUGGGUUUUUCAGAUGAUCCAUUUGUUGCUGUAUGGAAACUUCCUGGUGUCUGCUCCGUUGUUUUAGCUUGCUGCCUGCGAUUGGAAAUAAAUUACAUUAAAUUGUGUUUAGAAUUUGUUCAAAUUAUGAUGUGUAUGCAUAUUUAUUUAAAUUGUCAUUUAUAAAGCAAAUUAGGAAUGUCCUUGUAGGUUAUUAAAUAUUUUGCUUUAAAGCAUAAAUUUAAAAAUAAUUUGAUACAGGGAAAAAAAAUCCUAAAUACCUAUUGAAAACAACUAAUAAACUAUUAAUUUUUCUUAGCUUAGUUAUAUUUAAUAUCCCUUUUUCUUAAGCUAUUUUAUAAAAAAAUUUAAAUUAAUGAAAUUAAAUUAUUUGGCUUUUAGUGUAAUUAAAUUGCCCUAUUUACAAUAUUUUUUAUGUAUAUUUAAAAAAAAAAUCAUGAAAUGUAAGGGUAUAUAUAUAGAACUAAAACUGGUAGUUUUGUAGGGAUUAUUAUUUUAUUUUAAAACAUCAUUAAGGGAUACGUUCCAAGUAUUACAAAAAUAAUAAUCACAGUCUCUUUGUUUUUUCUGUGUAUUUUCCAGAAGCUGAAAAUAUAUGCUAAAGUUUGUAUAAAGACAAGACCAUUAUUGCUGGAUGUGGAUUGCUUUUACCAGAAGUUCUGUUACUUGGAAAUUUUACUAUUUCAAAUACAAUAUGAAUGCUUUAUUAUUUUAUUUCAAUUUAUGCAUUUAAAGCUGUUCAAUUGUACUUGGAAUGUGUCACUUAUCAAUUACUUUUAGAUUGAUAUAAAAAUAAUAAUUUUCUUUUAGAAUUCAUUUCAGCAUCCAUGUGUUCCCGAGACAGACUAAUAAUACCAUUGUGAUUCCUAUGUUACAAAUUUUAUUUGGUGACUUUUUAUUUUGAAAGCUUUAUUUUUUUAUGUAAUAUUUAAAGGGAUUUAGUUUUAUUUUUUAUUCAUUUGAAUAUUUAGUUAUGUCAUUUUCAAUUUAUGUAAUUUUCCUCUCUUAGAAUUAAAACUUUUAAUUUCAUUUUUUGUUAUUGAUUUUAAUUUUGUUGUAUUUUUGGUUUAAAUUUAUUUAGAAAUAUUUAAAUUUUUGUGAUGAAUUAAUUAUGGGAAAAAUAGGUUUGAAAAAGUAAAUGUACAAAAUAUAAUAAACUUAACAUUAAUUAAAAGUUUGCUUUUUUAAUUUUUAAUAACCUGAAGUUUUAUCAAGUAUCCCUCCCCCUUCGUUUUUAUUAUUAUUAUUAUUAUUUUAUUGUUUUAAAGAAUUACAAAAAGUCAGGCAAGAUAUUUCGAAACAAGUAUUAAUUUACAUUUAAAAUUAAAAUUUUAUAUUUUACUGAGAAGAUGUCUUGCCACAAAAAAGGGAAAUUCUUUGUUCCUUCAUCAGAUUAUGCCCUUUUUUAUUUUUAAAAAAAUGCUUUUGUUUUUAAUUAAGAAUUUUUGUAUAAAAAUAAAAAAAAUUCCUGUGUUAGUAUUUUUUCAGAUUGUAGAUUGUACUGGGAAGUUUUAGAAUGGGAAAUAUUUUGUAUAAUAGGAACAAUUUUGGUUGAUUUCCUAAAUCUUCGCUGUCUUUUUAAGCGAAAGAUUUAAUGUUCAAGUAGAAUCGAUAAUUUUUGUGGAAUUUUACUUUUUUGAGGAUGGGAGGGAUUUUUUUUCUGUUUUCUAAUAUAUUUUAUUACGUUAAUUUCAUGGUUAAUAAAUCUGAAUCCAUUAAUCUCCUUGAUUGUUUGCCCCUGCAUUACAAUAAUUGAAAUCAUUAUCAACUUGAAUAAGACAUUUUUUAUAAAUAAAUUCAAUUUAAUUUUAUUUUGCUGUAAGUAAUAAAAAUCAUUUAAUGCAUUCUGAUUUAUUAACCUAUGAAGAUAAUUUUUUUUUAUGUAUUGCUUUAGAGAAAAGUAAGGGUAUGAAUUUGGGCAAUGAAAUUUUGCACAUAAAUUGAAGAUCUGAGUUAUUAGUUUUUAAAAACUUAUGUUUAUAUCGUAUAACUUUCUUUAUCCUAUCAAAAUGUCAUUAUUCCUUUACAUUAUAUAAAUUUAACUUUUUGCAAUAGUCAAUUGGGUUUACAUAAUAAUGAAAAGAAAUCUUUUGAUAUUAGAUAGCAUCUCAAAUAUUACCCUUACUCUUCCCUAAUAAUUCUUUAAACUGUUAGGCUCCAAAUUUGAAAUGCUGAGUUUGUGCAACUUUAAUUUUUCUUGUUCUUUUCUCUUUUUCUUGUAUUUUUAUGGCAUGUAGUUUGAAACUGAGGGAAGACCCAUGCUCUGGUCUCACCAUUACAUUUGCUCUUGUGAAUCACUUGCAGCACUGAGAUUAGCAUAAAGCGAUGGCUCACCAAUUGUAUCGGUUCCUGGUUUGGAUAGUUCGCACACUGAUGGUCAGCCUGAGCAAACGGGGCCGGUGCUUGCGGGACCAGGUGCCUUGAGGACACCUACAGGUAUUUUGGGAUUAGGCCUCACAAAGUUGACAGCAGAACAACAAGAAAUGGUGACAAAAGCUAAGAAGUAUGCUAUGGAACAGAGCAUAAAGAACGUUCUAAUGAAACAGACUAUUGCACAUCAGCAACAGCAACAAAAGACUCUUCAGCGCCAUCAAGCAUUAGUUCUCAUGUGUCGUGUAUAUGUUGGAAGCAUUAGUUUUGAAUUAAAAGAAGAUACCAUACGACAAGCUUUCAUUCCUUUUGGACCUAUUAAGUCCAUUAAUAUGAGUUGGGAUCCAGUUACGCAGAAACACAAAGGAUUCGCAUUUGUGGAAUAUGAACUUCCUGAAGCUGCGCAAUUGGCACUCGAUCAGAUGAAUGGAGUUAUGAUAGGUGGAAGGAAUAUUAAGGUUGGACGUCCGAGCAACAUGCCUCAAGCAGCUCCUAUAAUAGAGCAAAUAAUGGAAGAAGCAAAAACAUACAAUCGUAUAUAUGUUGCUUCUGUUCAUCAAGAUUUAACGGAGCAAGAUAUUCAAAGUGUUUUUGAAGCCUUUGGCAAGAUUAAAAUGUGUAAAUUACAAAGUGGUGGUAUUCCUGGGAAGCAUAAAGGCUAUGGGUUUAUAGAAUAUGAAAAUUAUCAAUCAGCACAAGAUGCAAUAUCAUCAAUGAAUUUAUUUGAUUUAGGUGGUCAAUACCUGCGUGUUGGGAGGGCGAUCACACCUCCCAAUGCCCUUCAAGCUCCAACCACAGCCAGUACAAUGCCUACUGCAGCUGCAGUUGCUGCUGCUGCUGCAACAGCAAAAAUUCAAGCAAUGGAUGCUGUUGCCAGUAAUGCAAUUGCUCUUGGUCUAGGUGCACCUGCUGCAGUUGCUCCUGUUGUUACUGCUACACCUACUGAAACAGCUGCCCUUAGCCCAGUAAUCCCACCACCUGGUCUUACAAUUCCUGCCAUUGGAGCUCCUGGAUUGGUGACUCCAUCUAUUCUGCCUCAACCAGUUUUAGCUGCUAAUGCUCCUGGUAUUAUAACAGGUGUCACGCCAGUGCGGCCACCAGUUAUCAUUCCACCACCUGGUAUUGUAACUCUACCCAUCGUAACUCCACCUGUUAGUGUCACUGCUGCAGCUGGAAUAAAAGCUGAAAUUAGUUCUCCUAUUUUAAAACCAACAAUUACGCCCACAUCAACUCCUGAAAGUCUGAAAACAACAACAGCAGCCGCAAUAGCAGCAAUACCUGUUUCUACAGCUGCCCUGCCUUCAACAGAAAUUGCUACAAAUGACACACAGAAACAAAAAAUUGAAGAAUUGGAAAAAAAGCUUGCAGAAGAACAAGAACCUCAAACAUUACAACAGCAAGAAAACAUGAUGAUUAAGGGUACAAAUGCUAGGCACAUAUUAAUGCAAAAGCUGAUGAGGAGAAAUGAAUCUUCAGUAAUUAUUCUGAGAAAUAUGGUUGGUGUUGAAGACUUAGAUGACGACUUGGAGUCUGAAGUGACGGAUGAAUGCGGGAGGUAUGGUGCUGUAAAACGUGUCAUUAUUUACCAAGAACGUCAAUCUGAGGAUGUGGAUGCUGAAAUAAUUGUAAAAAUCUUUGUAGAAUUUAGUGCAUCAGCAGAAGCCUGUAAAGCAAGGGAUGCUUUAAAUGGAAGGUUUUUUGGUGGACGAAUUGUGAAAGCAGAGCUUUAUGAUCAGACUUUAUAUGAAGCAAAUGAUUUGUCAGGGUGAUCAUUUGCACAACACUGUUUUUGUUUUAAGAGAACUGUGUAAAAUGAAUUUAAAAAUCAUAUGUCAAAAUCUACCCACACUCGCAUGUACAUAUCAUUAAUGUAUAAAUGUUUUUUUGUCUUGUUAUUCUGUUUUCUUUUAAGUUGGCAAGUUAAUAAAUGUAAAAUCUUUCAAAUUUAAAUCUGUCGGUGUAUAUUUUGCUGUAAAUAUUCAUAAUUUUAAACACUGCAUUCGACCACAGUCCUUGAAACAUUUUGCGUGCAAUAUAUUGGCAGGCAAUAAUUGCGUAAAUGAGAAACCUGGUUUUUACUUUCACUUUCUUUAAACUUGCCAGAAAAAGUUAUGCCUUGUUUCAAUAAUUCCACAUGUUGAAAUAUAAUAAAUAAUUUCACAUAUUAUAUAUUGUUUGAAAGAAACUAAAAUCAUUUCCUUGUUUACACAAGUGUUUAUGUUAUUAUUUACAUAUAAGGUUUACAAAUAUCAUAGUGCUUAACUGUGAUGCUGAAACCACAGCCUGUCAGCCAGGUGACUCAAUACGCAUAAUUUUGCUUGCUUGCAUGCAAAAAUGUUUCUAAUGGCUGUGGUCGAAUGCAUUGCAGUGGUUUCAGCAUUUAAGCACAUCUUUUUAUCUAGGAUUAUUUCACUGUGAUGUGAUACAUUAUAGGCGUUGAUAAAGAAAGGUGUGGAGGGAGGGGGGGUAGAUGUUAAUAUAUGGACCUCUUAAGAAAGGUUGUGUAAAGAGAUGCUCAAGAAUAUUAUUCACCAAAGUAACCAUUAUCAAAUAGGUUGCAAAAAGAAUUAAAAGAAAUGCUUCAAAACAUAUGCCUGAAUUUUGUUUCCUUUCAAGAUUGUGAUUCAGUUAAUUUAUAACAAAGAAAUGAAUUAAAACAAACAGAAAUGUUUUAAUUUAUUUUCAUUUGUAUACAUAUUUUCUUAAAACAUUGGUUACUUGCUAUUUUAAAUUAGCAUUUUUUUUUUUAUAUAAGUUGUAUUGCAUUUUUCAGUUUAAGAAGAAAGUGUGUGUGUGUGUGUUUUUUAAGGUAUAUAUUUUAUAGUUCGUUUGCUAUUUUCAAAUUUAUGUUAGCCAAGAUUAGUAUUGCAAAAAUAGCGUUUAAAACAGAUUUUUACAAGAUGAAAUAAAUUUCAGUUGAUAGAUGAUAUUGUACUAUAUAAUGUUGAGACAAAACGUGAGAAUUAAUAAUUAAAUAGCAUUAAAAUUAUUCAAGUAGCAUAAGAUUUUUAAAACAAUUUUCUUUUAUAUUUACUUUCUUUGUUUUGAACUUAAUACUUUAAGAAUAUUUUGAUAUCUUAAACAUGUAUUGCCCUGCUUUGUUUUUAAUUUUUCCUGUGGAAUAAUUAAUAAACUGUCCCGACAUUUUUAUAUAUAUUGAGUUAUUAUCACCUUAUUGGAUUUAAAGAUAAUUUGUUAUCAGAAUAUAGAAUAGUUACAACUUGAUGACAUUUUACUAUUUUUUAAACUUUAGAGAAAAGCUUGUAUCUAAUUAUAUGAUGUUAUAAUCUGGUUGAGAUAUAGAUCAACAAUAAAGUGAUAUCAAUAAUUGUAAAAUUAUUGUUAUAUUUUUCUACUAGACAUUAAAAUUUACUUAAAAAAUUAAGUAAAUAUAAUUUAAGACAAACUUUAUUCUGCAUAUUAUUAAAUCUUUUUAUAUCAUAAAAUCAUUGUUCUGUGCUUAAAUAGUGAUUCUAUAAUUUUAAUUUUUAAUAAAAGAAAUAGUGUAAUCUGAUGUGAAUUGUUUGUUGAAUUUUUAACCAAACAGUGUUAGAAUGAAAUGUGUACAGUUUUCUAUAUAAUAAAUUAAAAAGAAUAAACUUGUAUGGAUUGUAUUUUUAUACAUUUAAAAUUAACCAUUUUCUUUUCAAUAUUAUAAAACAAUAAUUGGGAAAAAAAAUUGCAAAUUAUCAAUAAAAUAAAGAAAAUUUGAUUUUUAUUAUUGAGUUAAGUAAUAAUUCAUGUGCAUGGAUUUCCACCCCUCUUUAACCUCUUUCAAAUUAAAAGUGUAUUGUGGGGGGUGUAAAGGUGUAUUUUAAUAUUUAAAAGAGAAUUUAAUGACCUACAAAAUAGUGCAUCUGAAUUUGUUUUAAAAUUUUAUUGGUGAUAAAUUGAAUUUAGCAAAUUCUGAGCAGUUUUUUUAUACCAUUUGCAUUUAGGGUGUUAAGAUUUUUUUUUUUUUUUUUUUUUUUUUUUUUGUGCAAAAAUCAUGUAUUUGAUUAUGUUGCAUUAAACGAAGUUAAGAGCAACAAAACUACUUGUAGUGAGUUCGAAGAAGGGGCAUGCAUUAUUUUCCAUUUCAAUAAAAUAAAAGAAUGAAUACUGAGCCAAUUUUGUCAAACAAGCAAAAUGUUUUUUUUUUUUUUAAAAAAAAGGCUCAUGAAUUAUUACUCAAUAUUAUAAUACUUUUUUUUUGGCAAAAUAAUUUUCAGAAACAUUAUCUAACAGAUGAAAAGUCGCCAUUGUAUAUCAACUUCGUCCCCUUUUGAGGAAGUUUCAUUUAAUGUUGCUGCUGGUUUUAGUUGUUUUGUGUACUGUUUAUAGCAUAUGAUUUCUGUCUCGUUUUUAAAAAAUAUAAAAAUAAAGUUUUUAAUGUUACUUCCUCAACAGGCAAUUAUACUUAAAAUGCUCCAAUAGAAUGAAUGGAUUGGAUGGUGCAGCAUAUGAUUUCUUCACAGUGUUCUGAAGAAAAUCUAAUAUAAAUAAAGACAUUAUGUUUUGUCA
Messenger RNA from Argiope bruennichi, 7212 nucleotides. It is a transcript of the gene hfp, whose product is annotated as poly(U)-binding-splicing factor half pint-like. The transcript is spliced from 13 exons. Gene Ontology annotation, cellular component: catalytic step 2 spliceosome; precatalytic spliceosome. The coding region runs from base 2823 to 4478 and encodes 551 amino acids. The record is from RefSeq and is a predicted model, not a curated record. Lineage: Eukaryota; Metazoa; Arthropoda; Arachnida; Araneae; Araneidae. Gene Ontology annotation, biological process: mRNA splice site recognition; regulation of alternative mRNA splicing, via spliceosome; alternative mRNA splicing, via spliceosome. Gene Ontology annotation, molecular function: RNA binding.